Messenger RNA from Diaporthe citri, 750 nucleotides. RefSeq lists its product as uncharacterized. The transcript has 2 exons. NCBI's taxonomy places the organism in Eukaryota, Fungi, Ascomycota, Sordariomycetes, Diaporthales, Diaporthaceae. The record is from RefSeq and is a predicted model, not a curated record. Bases 1 to 750 code for a protein of 249 amino acids.
AUGUCUUCUCCGACUGGUCUAUCCAACACCAUUGUGGUACAAGAUGUCCUAAUUUUCGAUGGCAAGGAGUUCACUGAGAAUGGCUUUGCCGAGACCCUGAUUUCCGCAUGGCCCAGGCUCGCGUCUGCCGACGAAGCAUCCGCCUUCGUCCAGUCACAGAUCGACGAGAGCGGCGCAUCGCACAUAAAGCUCAUGCACGAGCUGGGCGACACCCUCUCCAUGCCGGACCUCCCGCGCCCCCGGCUGGACAUCCAGAAGGCAGUCGUCGACGCCGCCCACGAGCGCGGGAUCAUCGCGGUAGGGCACGCCCUCAGCCACGAAGGCGCCUUCGACCUGCUCGCCGCCGGCGUCGACGGGCUCGCUCACUGCUUCCUCGACAAGCCACCGAACGACGAGUGGAUCAAGACCAUGAAGGAGAAGGGGACUCACUGCAACCCGACCUUGUCGCUGUGCGCGUCGCAGACCGGGCAGGGCGCCGAGCUGCAGCGGCGCUUCGCGGACGGCCCGCUGGCCCGCCGGAUGCUGCUUGGCCCGCGGCCGGAGGAGGCCCUCAGGAGCGCAACUUCUUUGACUGCGGAGAGGUUUGGCUUUACUGACAGAGGAACGAUUGAAAGCGGAAGGCUUGCGGAUCUUGUCUUGCUCGAGGGCGAUGGUAGGACGGUUCUGGCGGAUGAGGAUGUAUUGUGCUUGCCUGUUAGCUUGGUCUGGAGGGAAGGAAUCCUGGCCGACGUCUUCAGUACCUUGGUGUGA